AUGUACACAUCGUACACUCACUGGACCGAUUGGUAUGCCGUCAUGGAUUCGCUUUCAAUCAGCGGUAUUGGUCUCCAGACCAUAAUCAAGUUACACGUUGCCCUGGUGAAAACAUCGUACUUUAAAGAAAAAUAUUUUGACCUUAAAGCACUGCAUCAACGAUCUUCGAAAAAUCCGCAAAAUAAUCUAGCGAUGGAGAAGUCUUUGAUCUUUCCCUUGGAAUUACCUUUCGUGGAUACGUUUUCAGAUACUGGAUAUGUUAUAUUGACAGUUUAUCAUGGAGUACUAUUAGUUAUGGGUGUACCAGGAAUACUCGCAGCCGAUAUGACAAUCAUGAUUUACGUACUUCACAUUCUUGGAAUUGUCGAUGUGUUCAUCAAUAACCUAGAUGAACUGGAUGAAAUGCUGGUGCAGGUCGAUACAAGCGAGACAGCGAAGCAGCAAAAAUUUACUGAAAUUUGUGUUAUGCACAGAGAAAUUAUAAGGUAUGAGCAAGAUUUGGAUGAAUGCUAUUUCUUCGUGGUUUUCAUCCAGGUCAUUAGUUCGGUGUCGUGCCUCAGCCUGACGCUUUUUGUGGUCUAUAUGACUAAGCGUUGGGCUAGAGUCCUGUUUAUAUUUGCUACCUUUUUCCAGUUGUUGGAAUUUUGUUUGCUUGGCACAGCUCUCAGAUUGAAGUGGCAUUUAUUGGCGCUAUCUGAUAAACGAAGAUUGAUAGUAAUGUUGCACCGAGCUCAGAACCCCGUAGAGAUGACAAUUGAAGGAUUGUAUAUGCUGAACAUGGAAACAUUUGUCGAGAUAAUGAAAACCAUCUAUUCAUAUUUCACGAUGAUGAUCAGCUUUUUGGAGUAA
Molecule: messenger RNA, 849 nt
Organism: Sabethes cyaneus
Lineage: Eukaryota; Metazoa; Arthropoda; Insecta; Diptera; Culicidae
Exons: 5
Coding region: 1-849 (282 amino acids)
Biological process (GO): sensory perception of smell; detection of chemical stimulus involved in sensory perception of smell
Cellular component (GO): plasma membrane
Molecular function (GO): odorant binding; olfactory receptor activity
Source: RefSeq, a predicted model, not a curated record